Molecule: messenger RNA, 468 nt
Organism: Solanum stenotomum
Lineage: Eukaryota; Viridiplantae; Streptophyta; Magnoliopsida; Solanales; Solanaceae
Product: cytochrome b5-like
Exons: 3
Coding region: 24-425 (133 amino acids)
Cellular component (GO): membrane; intracellular membrane-bounded organelle
Molecular function (GO): heme binding
Source: RefSeq, a predicted model, not a curated record
UUUUGGUUCUUGUUUGUUCAUAAAUGGCUAAGGUCUACACUUUGGCUGAGGUCUCCCAGCACAACAGCGCUAAGGAUUGUUGGUUGGUUAUUAGUGGCAAGGUAUAUGAUGUAACAAAAUUCUUGGAUGACCACCCUGGAGGUGAUGAGGUUCUGAUAUCUUCAACUGGAACGGAUGCGACUGAUGAUUUUGAGGAUGUUGGCCACAGCAGCAGUGCUCGAGCAAUGUUGGAUGAGUACUAUGUAGGUGAUAUUGAUUCAGCAACCAUUCCCACCAAAACCAAGUAUACUCCUCCCAAGCAGCCUCAGUACAACCAGGACAAAACAUCAGAGUUCGUCGUCAAGCUCCUCCAGUUCUUAGUUCCCCUGAUUAUUUUGGGUGUGGCUUUUGGCAUCCGUUUCUAUACCAAACAGUCAGCAGCUUGAAGAUGGAGUUUAUGGGGAAUACAUAGUAAGUGUCGAAAAGAAA